Messenger RNA from Babesia bigemina, 2538 nucleotides. RefSeq lists its product as hypothetical. The transcript has a single exon. The record is from RefSeq and is a predicted model, not a curated record. NCBI's taxonomy places the organism in Eukaryota, Apicomplexa, Aconoidasida, Piroplasmida, Babesiidae. Bases 1 to 2538 code for a protein of 845 amino acids.
AUGGCGAAACUAGAGGACGUGUUGGUAGACGCCGAGGCCGUUUAUACAUGCAACUAUCUUCUGAAAUGCUAUAGCGAUGACUUCGGUGUGGACGUGCUCACUGAGGUGCCGGAUAUAAACGUGGCUGCGGCGUCAUUCCUAUCGGAAGUUGCCGGGAAAUCGGCUGAACAGGUAAAAGCCACAUUGGACAGGCUGAAUCAUGCGCUGCUGGUUGUAAGCGCCUUGCGUCACAAGGGGGUAUUGAACAACACGAGCGACAUAAUAAAAAGUGAGGAGGAGGUGAACACGUUUCUGGGUCUGCUCAACGAGGUGUCAGAGUCGGUCGGUGUUUUGCGCAGCGAUGUUGAAAGCCGCUAUGGGCACUCUAUUUCUUUAUAUCGGUCGUUAGAAGAUGACAUCGCGUGUCUUGACGGCAUUUGUAAGGCUCAGGCGUACGUGGUUGAAUGCAUGGGCGUGUUAUCCGGUCUGCGUGAACUCAAGUCCGAGAGCCACAGUCUGGAAACGUUAGACGGCUAUGCGGCGUUGCUGAACACGUCACAUAAGCUCGGUAAGAUCAUAUCUCGCGUUGCUGCGAUGCAAAAGACCGAUGUGAGCAGCAUUAUCUCCAGGCAAUGUGAGGAAUUGAAGGCGGAGUUGGUAAAUCUCGCAUCUGAGAAGGGCGUAAGCGCCCUGAUUCGUCAGCACAUGACGUCAGGUAGUAAUGACAUAGUUGAUGAGGGUACACUGAAGAGGCUCGCGAUAUGUCAUUACAUUCUAAAGGAGCUCGCAGUAACGCCCUCGUACACGCUACGCCUGGUGGAUGAAAUGGUCGCGUCCACAGGUAGGUGCAUCAAUUUGGAUCAGUUGUUGAGGUCGGGCACACGGGACGAUAUGUGGCAACAAUUCUUAAUAUCGCAGUUGGCCGAAUUCAUGGCCAAGUACAAGUCGUGUCUGAUGGCACUCCAUACAUUCUGCCGUUCCGUGAACUAUCGCCUGAGCGAACACCUGAAUGAGGAAGAGGAGCGUAUUACGAAAGUAUGUCCCCUUCUCUCGCAGCCACUUCGUAAGCAACAUGACCCUUUAGAGGUGUUCGCUGCAUGUGAGCUUUACGUCAAGCGUUGUGUGGGCAUUUUGCACACAGCCUUAACUCAGCUGGAAUCGCAAUCGCCCUCAAGUGGACGCUUCGACGUUGCGAUGCUCGCCCCUCAGCUGAUUUCCAUCGGGGAAUGCACCCACAAGGAGCUAUGCCAUUUGAACAUCCCCUUCAACAUGCACGCCCACUACUUUACGGUGGUGUGCGAGAGGUACGCCAAGGAGUUUAUGACCAACGCCGCUGCGCGUAUGCUUCCGGCGUCUCAGACGGCAUUCGCGGCCUGUUUGAAAGUGCUACACCAGAAUGGCGUGAGAAACUUCAAGGGCUUGUCGCCCGACCGCGAACUGCAGCUUGCAGCCUCCGUGGUCCACUCGGUGCCAGUAGACGUUGGUCUUGCGCGAGUGAUGUACGACUUUUUAGAUAAAUCGCACAGCUGCGAGACCCUGCAUAGGCACGUGUUGGAGGUUGCGAACUCGGCCCUGCAGCAUAUAUUACGGGCUGCUGAAGAUGUGUCCACCGUUUCAGGAUCACGUCUGCUGCUGAGCGAUGGCGGCAGCAAGAUAUCGCUGAAGCGUCCCACCGAUGCGCACCGUAUUAAUGCGCGCAUCUAUCACUACAUUUUGUCGUUCGUGGACGUGAUAGAGCCGUGCCUGGUAAUGCCGAUGGACAAGGAGUCGAAAUUAUACGGUACGGUGCAGAGUUGCAAAAACUUGAAGGUCAUUGACUGCUGGGCUGAUGAUGUUGGUGCCACCCUGUGGCAUACGGUAUCCUACAUCAGCUCGGGUAAUUGCCAGGAGUUUGGGUGGCAAGCGCAGCAGGUGCUCACCGCAACGCAGAAUAUUGUGAAAAUAUGCAAUUUCUUGCGGGAAAACUACUUCAACCCGCUUGUGCCAUAUGGGCGCCUACGCCUGUUUAGGCGUUUGGCGACUCAUGCCAUCUCAUGUUUCGUUGUUUAUGCAUUGACGGUCUGGCCUCUGGAGGAGAACGACAAGAUUUCGCUGCUGGGCGUCGUGACCGAGUUGGAGAUGGAACUAGCUGAAAUCCUGAAAGAAUCAGUGCCCAAGCUUGAGUCCGACUUCCUCGCGGCUCUACGUCGACUUCUUUACCUAGGCGAUGAAUUGUACGAUGUAAUCGACUCGCCGGACUUCCAAACCAGCGCGUGUCUGAAGCUGCCACUGGAUCUAAUAUCGCUACACGUGAUGACACGCAUAGUUAACAGCACCCAUGUGUCGACGUCGAUGCGUGAAGAGUUGUUGCGUUCGCCUCUCCACCAAUAUUGGAAGACAAGCAGCAUACAUAACGUUCUGGAUUCCUUCCGCAACACGAUGCUGCGGUACGAUCCAUCGGUUCCGUGCUCGCCGAUGUUCGGAAAGAAGUUGGCAGCUUAUUUGAAGCAGUUUGGGUCGUUCGAAUCUCUGCUAAGCGGACAACUAAGUGGAGCCUUUUCCUUCCUUGACAGUCACUAG